AUGCCUUCACAUCGAGUUCGACAGAUAGCCGUUCCGGCCGAAUGGUCGGGAAGUGGCACCGGACGUGUCAUCAGACGAGGCACUGGACGUCUCUUCCCCAGCAAAUUUAGCCCGCCUUCAACGACUUCUACUCCCGAAGCAUUGUUCCCAGCCGGCAUUAGCUAUGAAGCCAUCCCGCCCGUCACUCGAUUUAUCCGUCGCGACGAUCCGCAACAACUAUUGAUCUAUGCCGAUGGUGCCUGUCUCAACAACGGACAACCCAACCCGAGAGCGGGAUGGGCAUUCGUCUUCAAGCCCGAAUCCGACCAGUCCACCGGCAUUGCGUCGGGGCGCCUUGAGCAGAAAGGACCAUUUGGCGACGAAUCCACCCAGACCAGUAACCGAGCUGAGCUUCGAGCUGUCCUUGCGGCACUCCGCUUUCGGUACUGGCGAGGCGAGGGCUUCACGACGUUGGUACUCGCCACUGACUCGGAAUAUGUCGCCCAAGGCGCCACGGCGUGGGUUCGAAGCUGGGUACGCAAUGGGUGGACGACGAGCACCGGUGCCGAAGUCAAGAACAAGGAUUUGUGGGAGAUGCUUCUCGGAGAGAUUGAGUCGUGGGACGAGAGGGGUUUGAAGAUUCAAUUCUGGAGAAUCCCUCGAACGCUGAAUGUCAUGGCGGAUGACGCCGCCAAGCAAGCUGCUACGAGGGUGGAAGCCCCGGAUCGACACUACGACAUUAGUGGCAUCCUGACAUGA
This is a messenger RNA of Beauveria bassiana ARSEF 2860, 738 nucleotides long. RefSeq names its product RNase H domain protein. The transcript has a single exon. NCBI's taxonomy places the organism in Eukaryota, Fungi, Ascomycota, Sordariomycetes, Hypocreales, Cordycipitaceae. Gene Ontology annotation, biological process: DNA replication, removal of RNA primer. The record is from RefSeq and is a predicted model, not a curated record. The coding region runs from base 1 to 738 and encodes 245 amino acids. Gene Ontology annotation, molecular function: RNA-DNA hybrid ribonuclease activity; nucleic acid binding.